GUUCUUUCUAAAAGGGGUUUGGGACAUAUUUGUAUAAUUUCUAUAAAAUGGGGAUUAAAAACACGGAGAUUGAAGUUGAGGAAAGCGACUCCCAAAGUGAGGACGAAGAAGUUCACAAGAAGUUGUUGCUAAGUAUUGGAGUGGAUUUGGACUCAGCGAAGACUGAUCAUGGGAAGCAAGAAAGAACAGAGGCAACCAAAGAUAUUUCCGUGUUUUCGAUUUCUUCACAAACUGUCGAAAACUCGAGUUCUAAGAUUCGUUUGAAUGAUUUAAUGAAAGGGUUGAAAGAAACGGUGAAUAUAAAUAAUUUGAAAAAGAAAAUAACUCGAGUUCAACACCCAGAUAGGAGCCUGGAUGCGCCGUUGUCAAAACCUGCGGCGGAGAGACUCCAUCGUAAAGUUGAGUACGAGAAAAAUAAGAAAGAGCUAAAAAAAUGGGACGCUGUUGUACAGAAGAACAGGAAAGCGGAGCAACUUACAUUCCCGUUGAAUCAACAGCCAUUAAGAAUUGCUCAGGUCGAUGAACAUGUUGCGAGCACUAAAGCAAGUAAUUUGACUCCAUUGGAACAAGAGAUUUAUUCACUUUUGCAUGGAAACAAGUUUGCUGAGAGACCGGAUCAUGAUUUAUCUGUUGCAGAGGAGGCAGCAAUGGCUGCUAUGAGCUUGGAGGAUGCGAGAGAGAGAAGAGCAGAGCUGCAAAAGCAUAGAGCGUUGAUGUCGUAUCACGAAUCAAAGAAUAAAAGGAUCCACAAAAUUAAGAGUAAGCAAUAUCACAGAAUGUUGAAAAAGAAGAAGAAGAAAGAGAUGACGGAGUUGGAAGUGGAUGGUGGGGAUGUAGAGAAGGGGGAAAGAAUGAGAGCAGAGGAGAGAGCUUCAUUAAGACAUCGCACGGGAAGCAAAUGGGCGCGGAACAGAGCGCUGAUGGCAAAACAUGAUUCGAACACCAAGCACGAACUGCAGGAACAAUUGAACAAACAUCGAGAGUUGACGCAAAAAGUUCCCGAAGUUUUGGAGGAUUUAGAAGAAAAUGAUGAGAAAGAUGAAAGCUCAGAUGAUGAAGGAUUUGAGGGGAGAACUUUUACUGUGAGUGAGGAUAACCCUUGGUUGAGAUCUGUUCCUGAGGAAGAGGGAUCUAAGGAUCAAACGGAGGAUACUGGAGAUGUUGGCAAGAAUGUUCCCUUGGAUGAAAAGAAUGGCGGCGAAAAUAAGUCCUUAGAAGAUGAAACGGAAGGAGAAAAGGAGGUUGUUGAACAUGUGUUGUUGAAAGAAGAGAUUAUUCCGCCCACCCUGUCAGAAGAAGAGGUUUUGAAACCCAGUCGUCGGAUGUUGAGAUCGUGGUUGAUUGAGAAGAAUACGUCGCCUGAGGCUUUCGAGAUCCAGUUCCCUGUUAAAGAUACGUUUAGUAAGUUCCAAAAAGCGUGCGUGCAACUUAAGGAAGAAGUCCUGGCUGCUGAAGAAGAGAUAUGCGAGAAAAAGGUGGAAGAGAGAGAGGAGGAAGACGAAGAAGGGAAUGAUGAAGGUUUGAUUGAAACUAUUGAUGGUGUUGAUGAUAAUGUGGAAGAAGUUGUAGCAAAAGUGAGGAAACUGGUUGAAAAAUCUGAGGACAAUGUGGGAAAUGUGAAACGUGUUGAAGUUAGCGCGGAAAAGUCAUUUAAUGUUGCUGAAACUGAUUUGUCCAAAACUGAAGCAACGUUUGUGGAAAACGCAGAAGAUUUUGAUGAUCAAAAAAUGACGAUUCAGCAAGCUUUUGCUGAUGAUGAUGUCAUAGCUGAUUUCACGGCAACCAAGCGAAAAUUAAUCGAUGACGAGGCACCGAAAAAAGUUGAUUUGUCACUGCCAGGAUGGGGGGCCUGGGGGGGUGCAGGGGUUCAGCCAACCAGGAAAAGAAAAAGGAGGUUUAAACCGUUGCCUCCACGUAAGCCACGUAAAGAUGGUGGUCUCGGGAGUGUAAUAAUCAACGAAAAACGUGACGUUCAUAUUUCAAAACAUCAAGUCAACCAAGUUCCUCAUCCGUUUACAAGCAUGGAGCAAUUUGAACGCACGAUUACGAGGCCUAUUGGUGGGACAUGGAAUACACCGCAUACAGUGAAAGAAAUGACCAAACCAAAAGUUGUGACACAGAUCGGGGCCAUAAUUGAUCCUAUGAAUAAAUCAGAGGCAUUUGAGGAAUGCACAGACUCAAAAUCAAAACUGAAAUUUGUAAACGGGAAAAAAGAUUCCCGAAAAAAUAAGCGAAAACUGCAACGGAAUGAAAAUUUAAUGAAACUAAAAAGUUAAAUAAGUCAGCGUAUAAUUGUGAAUAAAAACAUUUUUUUCUAUCAAAUGGUUUGUUUAGUUUGUGAACUAAAAUGCUUAUUUACUUUUGGUGUCAUGAGGGUGUUUUUUACAAUAAUAAUUAAGAUUUAUUUCCUAAAACAAAAUGUUGGCAUAUAAGUUUGAGAUUGUUAAAACUCAUUAUUUGCAUUUUGACUUCACACAAGACUUGCCAAAACUUUGUUUAUUAGUGAAAGUUUCAUGGGCUUAUCUGAGAUAUAGACUAUACAGAUUGAGAAAAACUGGUGUACAUUUGUAUUGCUUUGCCAAUUUACCAUUUAAAGUCAUGUGAUAAAUAUGAAAUAUUACUGGUUAUGAUUCUUAGUUAUUAAUUUAAAAAAGCUUGAAAUUGUGGGUUGGAUUUUGGGUUCCGUUAUUUUAGGAGCCAAACUUAUUGGUUGUAUUUACUUUUACACACAUUCUUGUAAAACAAAUCUUUUUUUGGUUGUAAUGUUUACUGAUUAAUGCAGUGUAAAAAACCCAGAGUUGGCCUGUCCACCCUGCCACCCCAGGUUUAGAAACUAAUAAACUAUCACUCUGUUAAUAACCGACCACUGCUGUUUUGUGUGAAUAUAACACCUGUGUUUUGAUCCAAGUAG
Messenger RNA from Ciona intestinalis (vase tunicate), 2911 nucleotides. The record is from RefSeq and is a predicted model, not a curated record. Lineage: Eukaryota; Metazoa; Chordata; Ascidiacea; Phlebobranchia; Cionidae.